AUUGUCAUUUUUCAACAUAUAUACGAAACCCAAGAUUUCUUUUCAUAUCAAUGGAACUUCUAUUGCCAAAUUCUGUAAACUCAACACCCUUAACAACUUUAGGCUUCCUGGACAGAGCUGCCGUCGCCUACGGCGACUCUCCUUCCGUCGUCUACAGUAAUGUUUCCUACACGUGGUCCCAAACCCACCGUCGGUGCCUCCAGAUGGCGUCGUCUUUGACAUUCCUCGGCGUCCAACGAGGCCAAGUGGUUUCAGUCGUCGCCCCCAAUGUACCUUCCAUGUACGAACUCCAGUUUGCUGUCCCCAUGUCCGGAGCCGUCAUUAACAACAUCAAUACUCGCCACGAUGCCAACACUUUGUCUGCACUCUUACAGCACAGUGAAUCCAAGCUUGUUUUUGUGGAUCACCAGUCUAGUUCGCUUAUUCUCGAGGCGAUCUCGUUGUUUCCCAAGAACACAAAGUCCCCACAACUGGUCCUCAUUGACGACGAGAUGGAGGACUCAUCAGGAACCAGAAGCCUAUCAUCGACCGUUGACUUUCUCGAUUAUUACGAGGGGAUAAUGGAAGACGGUGACCCGAAAUUCAAGUGGGUGAGGCCUAAGAGCGAGUGGGAUCCAAUGGUGCUGAACUACACGUCAGGCACAACAUCUUGUCCCAAAGGUGUGAGCUUAAGCCAUAGGGCUGCUUUCAUAAUCACCAUGAAUGCUUUGGUUGAUUGGUCGGUUCCAAAUCAACCUGUUUACUUAUGGACUUUACCCAUUUUCCAUGCUAAUGGGUGGAGUUUCCCUUGGGGCAUGGCCGCCGUAGGAGGGACCAAUAUUUGCCUCCGGAAAGUUGACCCUCCAUUGAUUUACCGUUUGAUUAAAAAACAUAAGGUGACUCAUAUGUGUGCUGCACCUGUGGUUCUCAACAUGCUAUCAAAUUCACGAGACCUUGAACCACUAGACCACCCUGUCCAAAUUCUAACCGCCGGUUCACCCCCACCAGCACCGGUCCUAUCCAGAACCGAGUCAAUGGGCUUUGAGGUGAGACAUGGAUACGGGUUAACCGAAACAGGAGGACUCGUUGUCUCAUGUGUGAAAAAGGAAUGGAACAAACUUCCAUUAGCAGAAAGAGCCAGGCUAAAGUCAAGACAAGGAGUUAACACUGUCGGUUUAGCAGAAGCCGAUGUUUUGCAUCCUGACACUGGGGAAAGUGUGAAACAUGAUGGGAGAACAAUCGGCGAGGUUGUUUUGCGAGGUGGGUCUCUCAUGUUAGGGUAUCUCAAAGACACCGAAGGGACGUCCAAAUGCAUGCGUGAAAAUGGGUGGUUAUACACCGGAGACGUCGGUGUAAUUCACCCAGAUGGUUAUUUGGAAAUCAAGGAUCGGUCCAAGGAUAUAAUUAUAAGCGGUGGGGAAAAUAAGCAGCCCGAAGUUGAGUCGGUGUUGUAUUCACACCCGGCGAUUGAUGAGGCGGCGGUGGUGGCUAAGCCUGAUAAGUUUUGGGGUGAAACGCCGUGUGCGUUUGUGAGUUUGAAGAAGGAUGGUGAGUUGACUCGGAUACCGAGUGAGAUGGAGAUAAUACAGUAUUGUAGGGAUAAGUUGCCGCAUUACAUGGCGCCCAAGACGGUGGUGUUCCAAAAUGAGCUCCCCAAGACUUCAACCGGGAAAGUACAAAAAUUCAUUCUCAGGGAAAUUGCUAAGGCUAUGACUUGAAUUGGCUCGGUUUGGCAUAGGGAU
This is a messenger RNA of Hibiscus syriacus, 1721 nucleotides long. RefSeq names its product probable acyl-activating enzyme 9. The record is from RefSeq and is a predicted model, not a curated record. Lineage: Eukaryota; Viridiplantae; Streptophyta; Magnoliopsida; Malvales; Malvaceae.